AUGAAAUUUGAUAUAAAAUUAUUGGAAUUUUAUUCAAAUAUAUUUGAUAUAAUUUUUUUAUUAAUUACUUUAUUAUUUUAUUUAUUAUUUCUUUUUAAAUUAAAUUUUACUAAAUUAAAAUUUAAUUUUAUAUUUUUUUUAUCCAUUUUUAAAUUUCUUUUAAACUUUUUCUUAUUUCAUAAAUUUAAUUUUUAUAUUUCUUUUCUAUAUAAUUUUAUUUGGUUUAUUAUUUUCAAAGGUUAUAAUAAUCUUAAACCAUUACAUAUGAUCUCACAUACUAAUACUAAUACAACUACAACUACACAUUUAACUCAUAAAUUACACUAA
Molecule: messenger RNA, 327 nt
Organism: Theileria annulata
Lineage: Eukaryota; Apicomplexa; Aconoidasida; Piroplasmida; Theileriidae
Exons: 1
Coding region: 1-327 (108 amino acids)
Source: RefSeq, a predicted model, not a curated record